Molecule: messenger RNA, 630 nt
Organism: Trichoderma gamsii
Lineage: Eukaryota; Fungi; Ascomycota; Sordariomycetes; Hypocreales; Hypocreaceae
Product: splicing factor U2AF 23 kDa subunit
Exons: 3
Coding region: 1-630 (209 amino acids)
Biological process (GO): mRNA splicing, via spliceosome
Cellular component (GO): U2AF complex; spliceosomal complex
Molecular function (GO): pre-mRNA 3'-splice site binding; metal ion binding
Source: RefSeq, a predicted model, not a curated record
AUGGCCAAUUUCCUCGCCUCCAUUUUCGGCACAGAGCUUGACAAAGUCAACUGCUCAUUCUACUUUAAAAUCGGCGCCUGCCGUCAUGGCGACCGCUGCUCGAGAAAACACGUCAAGCCCUCCUACAGCCAGACCAUCCUCAUGCCCAACCUCUACCAGAACCCCGCCUACGACCCCAAGAACCGGAUGAACGCCUCGCAGCUGCAAAAUCACUUUGACGCCUUCUACGAGGACAUUUGGUGCGAGCUGUGCAAGUACGGCGAGCUGGAAGAACUCGUCGUUUGCGACAACAACAAUGACCACCUCAUCGGCAACGUCUACGCCCGAUUCAAAUACGAAGACAGCGCCCAAGUCGCCGCCGACACGCUCAACAGCCGGUGGUACGCCGCGCGCCCCAUAUACUGCGAGCUCAGUCCCGUCACAGACUUCCGCGAGGCCUGCUGCCGCCUCAACUCGGGCGAGGGCUGCGUCCGCGGCGGCUUCUGCAAUUUCAUCCACCGCAAGAACCCCAGUGAGGAGCUCGACCGCGAGCUCACGCUCAGCACGAAGAAGUGGCUCAAGUCGCGUGGCCGGGACGAGCGGAGCGCCAGCCGAUCGCCUACACCGGAGCCUACUAGAAGGCGGUUCUAG